CGGUGCAGCCUUGAAAACAGUCUGUUUUGGCAAUAACACCAUUACACUGUAACUCUGUGGUAAAGUUAAUAUUUGUAAAAUAGAGACACACUGUUCGAAACACAUAAAUGUAGCUAGCUACCAGUCACCGUUGAGAACAUUCAGCCAGGAGAGAUAAACGUUUUUCACCUUGGCUUCUGCUCUCAGUCCUGCUGACUAUCCAAAGCUCAGUCACCAGGCAGGAAUGAGGAGCUGCUCACCAAACUCCAGGAAAACAACACAGUGGAUUUAACGCUGACUAUUUCUUGGUUAAAAGCCAGAGAGCUUGUCUGUAGCCCGGGGAGGAAAAUGAGUGGCCAUAAAAUGCUGUUUUCCGGGUUGAAGUUAUGGACUUCAGGAAGAAGUACGAGGAUAAGUCGACUUCAUGAUGGUAUACAUGGGUUUGGAAAGGCAUCUUUUUCCUCAAACAGCCCAAAGGUGUGUGUUGUGGGGAGUGGUCCAGCUGGGUUCUACACGGCACAAAAUUUGAUCAAGAGCCGUCAAGAUGUUGAGGUGGACAUUUAUGAACGGCUGCCCGUCCCCUUUGGUCUGGUCAGGUUCGGGGUUGCCCCUGAUCAUCCUGAAGUCAAGAAUGUCAUCAACACAUUUACACAGACAGCCAAACAUUCACGCUGUAACUUCUAUGGUAACGUGAAUGUGGGGAAGGAUGUGAGCAUUGAAGAGCUGAAGCAAGCUUACCAUGCAGUUGUACUGAGUUACGGGGCAGAGGGCAACAGGAGUAUGGGAGUGCCAGGAGAAGACCUGGCCGGUGUGUACUCUGCCAAAGACUUUGUAGGCUGGUACAAUGGGCUGCCAAGCUGCAGAGAGCUGAAUCCAGACCUGAGUUGCGAAACAGCAGUCAUUGUGGGCCAAGGCAAUGUCGCUUUGGAUAUAGCAAGAGUCCUGUUAUCAGACAUUGACAUGUUAAAGAAGACUGACAUCACCCAGCUGGCUCUGGAAGGUCUGGCAGAGAGCAAGGUCCGCAGGGUGCUGAUGGUGGGCAGGAGAGGACCCGUACAGAUUGCUUGCACAAUCAAGGAGCUCAGGGAAAUGGUGAAACUGCCGAACACCAAACCUGAGAUGGUGGCGGCUGAUUUUGAAGGUGUCACUGAGGCUCUUAAAGAUUUGCCGAGGCCCAGGAAGCGUCUGACAGAGCUGAUGUUGAAGACAGCCCUGGACAUCCCAGGAGAGAAGGAGCAGGAGAAACGAAACAAGGCUACCCGCAUCUGGGGUCUUCGAUUCUUCCGGAGCCCUGUUGAAAUCCUGGCCGACCCUGACAACAAAAAGACAGCUGGCAUCCGACUAGCGGUCAACAAGCUGGAGGGUUCAGGCGAGAGGGCGCGGGCAGUACUCACUGGAGAAGUGGAGGAUAUGACCUGUGGCCUGGUCAUUAGCAGUAUUGGCUACAAGAGCCUCCUCAUCGAUCCAUCAGUGCCGUUUGACUCACACAAAGCCAUCGUCCCGAACAGCAUGGGUCGUAUUCAACAAGCUGCAGGUCUAUAUUGUAGUGGCUGGCUGAAAACAGGCCCCACUGGGGUGAUAGCCACCACUAUGAACAACAGUUUCGACACGGCACGAUCCUUGGUGGAGGACAUGGACUCAGGAACGUUGGACGUAACUGCUGCCAAGCCUGGUUCACAAAGCAUCAGUGCUCUGCUGGAAAAGAGAGGAGUGAAACCGGUGACUUUCUCAGACUGGGAGAAGAUUGACAGUGUGGAGAUGAAAAGAGGUGAAGCCACCGGGAAACCCAGAGAAAAACUACUGACUGUAGAGGAAAUGCUGAAGGUGGCUCGGAAAUAACUGAUGAUAAGAAACUGACGGGUAAAGACUGAGUCACUGCUGCAGUGUAAAAAAUAACAGCAGUUACCAUACUGAUGGGGACCAAUGACUGAACACAAUGGGCACAGAAAAGAACAUGGACUUUAUUCAUGUUGUACACGGAAACACAUUAAAAGCUAGUUGGUACUGUAGAACCCCUAAAGUUUUUGCCUCAUUGUCUUUCAGUUGGUGUCUAUCUUCAACAGUAUCAGUCUAAAGCACUGAAAGACUGACCUGUGGUUUCCUGUUGCACUAGCCUCAAAUAAACAGGAUGCUCUAAAGGAUGCUGUUAAUCAUGAACCCAUUGUGUGCUAUAAUAUACUGUAUGUAUGUUAAAGAGUAAAAACUAAGUGGUGGCUGAAUUAUGUUAUAUGCUAUUUGCACUCACAUUUCAUAUGAUCAAUAUGUUUUAUACAAAAUAAAGUGUGACUUAUAUCUUUCUA
Molecule: messenger RNA, 2279 nt
Organism: Epinephelus lanceolatus (giant grouper)
Lineage: Eukaryota; Metazoa; Chordata; Actinopteri; Perciformes; Serranidae
Gene: fdxr
Product: ferredoxin reductase
Molecular function (GO): oxidoreductase activity
Source: RefSeq, a predicted model, not a curated record